This is a messenger RNA of Dreissena polymorpha, 5006 nucleotides long. RefSeq names its product putative leucine-rich repeat-containing protein DDB_G0290503. The transcript has 2 exons. The record is from RefSeq and is a predicted model, not a curated record. Lineage: Eukaryota; Metazoa; Mollusca; Bivalvia; Myida; Dreissenidae. The coding region runs from base 85 to 2196 and encodes 703 amino acids.
UCUUACAACAAAUUUUUAUAAUCAAAAGUUCACAUCCGGUUCACAACGGCUUCUAGCACGAAAUUGGGACUCUCCUUUGUUGAAAUGGCAAGAGAUAUGUCAUCGAAACCUGGAAUGCUUCUCCAGAACAUUAUCCAUGAUGAAGUGGUUGCUCUUUGUCAGGCGUUUUACAAGUCAGCUCGCAGCCUGGAGAUUGAUGGCAUCAUAUGUGUCACUGUAUUAGAUUCCAAAGAGCAGCAAGUGAUUAAAAUACACAAAACUUUAACGUCAAUUUCUGGGAAACCUAAUGAAGAAGAAAGACGCCAAAAUUCACAACCAGACAGUGUUCUUGUACCUCCAAACUUUCAGAGUGACAUUGCAACACUUGACAGUUUAUUAAAAUCAGCCACAGCUUCUUGUAAAGAUCCUCAAAUUGAAAACUAUAAAAACAAGCGAAAAAGAAAACCACCAAAGCAAAAACAAUAUUCCAACAUUGCUGAGGAGGUGCCUGACAAGAUUUAUUCACAAAAGUCAGAGGAACAAGUGACAACUAAUGAUACAGUUAAUGGAGAUCCAUAUAGGGUACAAAAGGAAGUUUCAAGUUUAGUACAAACAGAUUCACAAAGAGCAGAUUCUGCAAUUCCAGAGAACAUUGUCAUAAAGACAGAGCCCCAAGAUCCAGAAUAUGACAGUCUCAAUGAACAUACCACAGGUAUUCAAAAUGGUAUUAUAAGCCAUGAGAAAAGUGUUAAUGAACACAGACCUGCAUCAGAACCUAUUUUGGGUAAUGACAAAUGGCAUGAAAAUAGCCCGGACUAUAAUUUAGUAAAAGUUGAAAAAAUGCCUGAAACAGAUGAGAAUGUUUUCCUUGACUAUUAUAGAAAUGAAAGCAUUGAUAGAAGAGUUUCUUCAGGUGAAUUACUUGUAGAAAAAAACGGGGACAAAAGUGAAAACAUUGGUGGCAGUGACGGGUCUGCAUUUGACAGGUUUAGCAGUGACAUGCAGCAGUUCAGCAGUUUUCCCACACGCCGUAGAAUAAAAAAGCCUAUUGAUGGGGCAAAAUGGAUUGAACUGGUGAAGAACAAUGUAACACGAUAUCAGGAAGCUCUUAAGAGAGCUGGCAAAAUGGACGUGGCUGUGAAUGAAUUGAUAUCCGAUGAACAUCGUCUCCCCAGAGGUGCUUCUUGCCCAAUCACGGAAAAGCAAAACCAGUCAAGACUUCCUAAUUUAAUCAACAUGUUGAACACACCUCCCCUCUCAAGAACUCGCAUAAUGGCCAUAGUACCCUUGGAUGGAGAUACAGGAACCAGUAAUUUGAAAAAGGAUUCAAGCAUUCCUGUGAAUGAUUCUAGAAGUAGCUCAGACUCUCCAUUGCCUCAAAUCAAAAUUGAGGUUGAUGAUGUUGAUGCCUCAUAUACUGGUGACCAUGGUGACAAACACACAACAAAUCAGUCACCAUCUUUAAUUGGCAAUUCUUUGUUGCAAAAUCAGAAUCAAAACCAAACAUCUGGUAAACUGGAAAAUCGCUACCCAGCUCUCUUCAGUCAACUCCAAACAGGACUUCAAGGUAGUUUAUCAAACACGGUCGUCAAUUCUGAAUCAUUAGUCAAUAGACUUCCAUUCAUUUCAUUCCAGGAUAUCUUUUCUACAACAUCCUCGUCGCCUAAAAGUGUUGAGCAAGCAGAAAAGGUUAAGCAUCAAUGGAAUUGGAAGAAACGGAAAGUGCGAAAAAGUCACGAUCCUGUAGAAAAUUUGCAAAGAAACUCUAAACAUAAGUCUGACUCUGACAAUGAUUGGAGACCAAAUGUAGCGAGUGACUGCAGUGUUGAAUCAGGGGAAAGAGACUCUGCGUGGGAUAGCCGGACAGACAGACCCAAGAGAAGAAAAAGUGCAAAAAUAAAUUUUGCAGAAUUAGAAAACUCUGAUAUUGAAUUUGAUGAAUAUGACGAGGAUGAGGGUUCAGCAUCUUUUCCACAGUUCGGGAGUUCAGCAGAAGAAAUAGGAACAAGCUAUAAACCUGAUAAGUCAAGCAGUGUUCAGCUAAUGCAGGCAUUAGCAAGCAAUGCUGCUGCUAUAGGCAGUCAAAGUGUGUUAAAUAGUGGUGGACUACCGUGCAGUAUUUGUGGAUUGGACUUCAACCAGGAGUACCGAAGGAACUACCAUAUGAUAAAAGUGCACGGAGUUGCUCAUGAAAGUGAAACACACCUGUUCAGAUGACAUUGUAUACAUUGCUUAAAAAAUGUAUAAUGUGACACUAAUUGUUGUUUAGUUUUAAAUUUCCAGAAGUGAUAAUGCCACUGAGUAAUUUCUUUAUGUAUAUAUUGUAUUUUUUAGAAAGCAAACAUCAGCCUAGUAUAACAGACAUACAUUGUAUUUUAUUGUUUGUUUUUUUACAUCACAAUCUUUGUUAUGAAAUUUACCAUGACUUGAUUCUUGAUACAUGUAGGUUCAGUUACAACAUGCAUUCAAUUUAAAUGCAUUCAGUGCAUAUGCACUGUAGAGUAGUAUGGUAAUUCAAUUUGAAAUAAAAUAGAGAUGUACGUAAGCACUACAUUCUUUUCAUUCUGUGAAAGCUGGAAAAGGAGAAACACUUGUUUAAGCUCACCUUUGCACAUACAUGUAGUGCUUGUGGAAGCUUUUAGGAUGAGGUGAUGUCAGUUGUCCGUCAGGGUGUGAGGUGCUCCGUAAACUUGUUCAUCUAAUGACUUAUUCAGCUUUCCCACAGAUUUUAACUUGACAGAUUUUAACAAAACUUCAUUAUCCACCAUGCCCCUGCAUGGUUUCAAAACAUACCACAGCUAUUACACUAACAUCACAAAAUCUCAUAUUACUGUUUUGUUUCUAUGUGUGAGUGAUAUAGAGCCUUUAGGCCCUCUUGUUAUUUUUGUAUGGUUUAAUGUGGUAAUAUCAAACUAUUGAUGAUUUUAUCUGUUUUAAACAGUGAAAAAAAAACGGUAAACUAUGGAUUAUAUUCACUGUUUCUCUGUUAAAUAAAAGUAAGAACUAGAAAAAAAUCUCAUCAAACCCUCAGUUUCGGAGGUUUAAUAUUUGGUAUGUUACAUGUAUUGCGGUCUUCUACCAAAUUCCUUUAAAUCAUGUCCCUUGGGACCAAAUGGACUCUUGAGGGGCGUCUCUUGUUUCUUUUACAGUAUCCACACUAGCCCUGAAAAGUACUUGAAAAAGAAGUUGCAAUUGUAAAGUACUUAAAUUGGGUAUACAUGUAGCUUGAAAAAAUGCCCAAAUGGUACUUAAUUUUGACACUAAUACUUUCAAUUAAUUAGCAAUCAAGCCAGCUUGGACAGUUUUGGGGCAUGUCGGUUAGAGCCUGAGGUUAAGGUCACCCUUCCUUAAAAUAGAAAAAUGGCAUACGCUUACUUAAGUUUCAACAAAUGUAUUGCACUGAAAUUUUGGGCCGAGGUAGAUUACACGCAGACCUCGUUUGGCAUGACAGCUGUUGCCAGGUUAAGGUCACUGCCACUUAAAUGUAUAAAUGAUUGACGGUGAAUAACUUGUGUUUGGAUGGUGGAAAUGCAGUUCAAAUUUGUGUGUAGGCCACAUAAAUGCAAACCUAGCCGGGAGUUAAUUUGGUACGCUUUAGCUCAAUCUCAUGGUUACUAAAAUAAAUUAAUGAAGUGUUUUUAAUUUGAUCUGGGCAAUAAUUAAAUUUUAGACACACACACACACACAUUAAAAAUUGGUAUUUUUAGCUCGACCAUUAUAUAUGAAAUAUAUAUAGUGGAGCUAUCCUACUCACCCCGGCGUUGGCAUUCCCGUUAGCGUGCAAAUCUUAAAGUUUGUGUACCACCCCAAAUAUUUCCUAUGUCCUUUGACAUAUUGCUUUUAUAUUUUGCAUACUUCUUGACCAACAUGACCCCAAUCUAUAAACAAGAGCAGACAACUGUAUCAAGCAUUUUGACAGAAUUAUUGCCCCUUUUAUACUUAGAAUAUGCAUAUUAUUAAUAAAUCUAUGUUAAAGUUUGCGUACCACCUCAAAUAUUUUCUCUGUCCUUUGACAUAUUGCUUUCAUAUUUUGCAUACUACUUUACCAACAUGAUCCCAAUCUAUAAACAAGAGCAGACAACUGUAUCAAGCAUUUUGACAGACACUAUGGCCCCUUUUAUACAUAGAUAAUUGAACAUUUUGCUUAAAUUGCCAUAACUAAUUUAUUUAUGAUCACAUUUGAUUCAUACUUUGACAAAACAACACUUACCUGACAUACCACAAUGCACUCCUUAUUUUUGAAAGAUCAUCUAUUAAAUGACCACACACCCACAUUAUACCCCCCCCCCCCUCUCCAUGAUGGCUUACGUUAUACUGUCAAGCACUCGAAUAGUCGAGCGCGCUGUCCUCUGAGAGCUCUUGUUUAUUUAUUUAGCAGCAUCAUAAAUACUAGAUACAUAUAAGCAAAACUUGUGUUCAAAAAUAGCCACAUCAGUUAAACACAUGCACAACAAAUUGGAUGUACGGAUGGAAAGAAUACCCCAUUACAACUAUUUUUAUUGGGGGUUAUUAAACGUUAAACGUAACAAUAUCUUUAGUAUCAAAACUAUCGUUUAUGUAUGAAUACACACCUGUGGUUUAGUGGAUUUGUACUUCAGUCUAAAUUGCUAAACCAGAUACUGGUCCCAACUUUCAUACUGCACUUUCUCCACCAAUCAUUAAAUUAACGCAUCAACAUACGUAAAACACAGCAGGUCGGGUUGCUGUCCCCUACGGAGGGGUUUGCGCUUUGUGCGUCUGUGAGUCUGUCUGUCUGUCACACUUUUCUGGAUCCUGCGAUAACUUUAAAAGUUCUUAAUAUUUUUUCAUGAAACUUGCAACAUGGAUAGAUGGCAAUAUGGACAUUAUGCACGUCAUUUCAUUUUGUUCCUUCGUCAAAAAUUGUGGUGCUAUGGCAACCAAAAAAAUUAUUCUGAAAAUGGUGGAAUUUCUGACAAUGGUGGAGCCGGUAGGGGACCAUAUUGCUUGACAAUAACACUUGUUGUAUAUGUCGCAUAAAAGAAAUUGAAUAAAUAAUCAUAAAAAUA